Messenger RNA from Toxotes jaculatrix (banded archerfish), 5477 nucleotides. RefSeq names its product guanine nucleotide-binding protein subunit beta-4. Bases 352 to 1374 code for a protein of 340 amino acids. Gene Ontology annotation, cellular component: cytoplasm; heterotrimeric G-protein complex. Gene Ontology annotation, biological process: G protein-coupled receptor signaling pathway. Gene Ontology annotation, molecular function: protein binding; signaling receptor complex adaptor activity. The record is from RefSeq and is a predicted model, not a curated record. The transcript has 10 exons. Lineage: Eukaryota; Metazoa; Chordata; Actinopteri; Toxotidae.
GGUGUGGUGAUUAGCUUGCUUGGUGAAAAUUUUUGUCUAAUCUGACCCGCGUAGCGCUCGUCUCUGACCCCUUAAGCCGUUUAAAUUGUAUUAAAAUUAACACGGCUCCCUUUGGGAUUUCUCUCAUAGCUGGGACCAUGGUAGUCGUGUGAAAACGGAUCGGUGUGACUCCGACUGGAAGGACGGACAGAGCCGAAAAGCCUGUUACAGGUGUCAGCUGGUACAGCGUGUGAAAGUGUGUGCGUGUGUGUGAGUGUGUGUGUGUGUGUGUGUUCGUGUAGGCACGUGUGUUUAUCCCGGCCCAGUCAGUAUUCGGAGCAGAGCGUGGCCUGAACACAUCGCAGAGGGACAAUGAGCGAGCUGGAACAGUUGCGGCAGGAAGCCGAGCAACUACGCAGUCAGAUCCGGGAUGCCAGGAAAGCCUGCAGUGACUCCACUCUGUCACAGAUCACAGCUGGUCUGGACUCAGUGGGCCGGAUACAGAUGCGGACGCGGCGCACUCUCAGGGGCCACCUGGCCAAGAUCUAUGCAAUGCACUGGGGGAGCGACUCCAGGUUACUUGUCAGUGCCUCUCAAGAUGGAAAGCUAAUCAUCUGGGACAGUUACACAACAAAUAAGAUGCAUGCCAUCCCGCUGCGCUCUUCCUGGGUGAUGACAUGCGCCUACGCCCCCUCUGGGAACUAUGUGGCCUGCGGAGGCCUGGACAACAUCUGCUCCAUAUACAGCUUGAAGACCCGUGAAGGCAACGUGCGCGUCACCCGAGAGUUACCUGGACACACAGGUUAUUUGUCCUGCUGUCGUUUCUUGGAUGACAACCAGAUACUGACCAGCUCUGGAGACACCACCUGUGCUUUGUGGGACAUAGAGACAGGCCAGCAGGCCACCUCCUUCACUGGCCAUACAGGUGACGUGAUGAGUUUGUCUCUAAGCCCUGACUACAAGACCUUCGUGUCAGGAGCCUGUGACGCCACUUCCAAGCUGUGGGACAUCCGUGACGGCAUGUGCAGGCAGUCCUUCACCGGCCACGUGUCCGACAUCAACGCCGUCAGCUUUUUCCCCAACGGGAAUGCCUUUGGCACAGGCUCAGAUGACGCCACCUGCAGGCUGUUUGACCUGCGUGCCGACCAGGAGUUGAUGAUGUACAGCCAUGACAACAUCAUCUGUGGCAUCACCUCUGUGGCUUUCUCCAAGAGCGGCCGCCUGCUCCUGGCCGGCUACGAUGACUUCAACUGCAACGUCUGGGACACUCUCAAAGGCGAGCGUGCAGGUGUGCUAGCGGGCCACGACAACAGAGUGAGCUGUUUAGGAGUGACCGAAGAUGGCAUGGCUGUGGCCACCGGGUCCUGGGACAGUUUCCUCCGGAUCUGGAACUAAAACAAACCUCUCUCCUGCCAUACUCAAUCACUGCCCCGCCAACUUUCUCCCCACAGCCCCACCCAACAUAUCCCAACUCAUCUGCUGGGCUGGACCUGAGGGGUGCACACUGUGUCAGCCAAAAUCCUCUUAAUUCACCCCCAGUUCUCCUCUCUACGCCGGCGACCUGCCCACCUGUGAGAAAGUACCGACUCUUUCUACUUUUCCAAGUGUUUUUUUUUCACCCAGCUCUACACAACAACAAAAAUAAGAAUCUUUCAUUAGAGUUGUCCAGUCAAAAACAAAAUAAGAGUUAUGAAGGGGGGGCUAUAAAGAACAUCUGUUACCACGACCAACAACAAAGUGAGAUGACCGUCAGUGUGUAAUAUGUAAAUGUAUAUAUAAAGACAGUAUAUAUGUAUAGCAUUAUGUGUGUAUAUAUGCAUCAUAUAUGCAUAUAUAAUGUGUAUGUAUAUAUUUUUGUAGUUUAUUUCCCACCUUUGAGUUUUUUUUUAAAUAAUUUUGGGGGUUUUAUGUUUUAUUUGAAAUGUACAUAUUGACAUUACUACACAACAUAAUGCCAGAAACAUUUAUUUUAUCCUGUGUGAGUGUCAGACAAUUUAGACGCAGCGAUGAAUCAUACCUUAAAAGUCUCCUUUAAUUUUCAAAAACUUCGGGUAUUUGCUGACUCAGUCAUGCUCACUCAUCUGGCAACAAAAAAAAAAGAAUAUUACAAGUCAAUGAAACAAUUUUCCAAAAAUAUAAUUUGGCUCUGCUAAAAUCACUUUCCUCAUUUAUAUGUGUGUAUAAUGGUUACAUGCAUAACUCAUGCAUCCUGCGACUCUAAAUGUUGCGUUCAUGUGAAUGAUGACUGUGAUGGUAUUUUUUUUUUUUGUUUUUUGUUUUGUUUGUUGUUUUACAACCCCUAGCAUUCCUUACCACAGGACUUUUGUUUUGGAAGAAACUGUCACACUGCUGUGGUUGCAAUCAGAAAAAGAGGUUUAAACCAACAAGCCAUGUUUUUAAGUUCUCAGUCUGAAUUCAGCUUUAGCUCCAAAGUAGAGACCAGAAAAUUUUAGGCUAUUUUUUUUUUUAUUGGAGGCUCUGCUUUGGCCUCGAUUCAAGUGGAUUGCGAUAUCAGAUCAUCGGAUGCUGAAUAUCUGAAGACCACAGCCAUCUCAUGCAAAUCAUCAGCUGUGCGUGAAAUGAUUAAUAACCCAGUAAUGGUUCUAAGCAGAGGUGGUGCAUCCUAAUAGUCCUGUCUCCUGUGGCAUACAGAAUCUACACUUAAAGUGUUAAAGUUGAAAUGAGCAUCUCAAGUUGCCCGUACAAAGGACACUGAUGGAGAGAAGGGCGUUGUGAAAAGAGACGUAUUCUUGUCCGAGCAGAAGCUGUUCUCUACCUGUGAGCCUGUAACAGCAAUGAGGCCUGUAUGGACAAAUGGGAGAGUGGUCAGUCGUUAUGUGUGGAUAUUAAAUGACCAUAAAGGACAGCAGUGUCUCUUGUCAGCAGCCUCUGAGGACUAGAGAAAAGAUGAUGAAAAAGAAGAGCUUGCCAUGUUAUUUUUCUUUCUUCUUUUUUUUUUCUAAAUGAAGGAUCAAUGAGUCCUUUUUGUCGUCAACAAUGUGUGAACUGAGUGACUGCAUGGAACUGAGAUCAUGUUAGCCACUCCAACAUCACACCAGUGCCACCACAAGCCUGUAAAAAAAAAAAAAAAAAAAAAAAAAAAAAAUUUAAAGGGUUUAACACUCUCAACGAUUUUUUUUCCUCACCAAAAACAUGUUAUAAACUGUUAAAUAUCGCUAAAGAAGAAAGGACACUUGCUAGACAGAAAUGUACAUUUAGUAGAGAGCUAGAAAUGCACUCACAAACUGUAGUACAAAUGUAAACCAUGGAGCACAUGACUUAUUUACCUAUAGAGGUAGCAUUUCUGAUUUUGAGUAUUUUCUCAUUACGCAUCUUCCAUUAUUUUGGUUCCUCUAAAGGCUUAAUUUUUUUUUUUUAUUAUUUAAAACAUAAUAUGUGUGAGUUGGACCUAUCCAUCAGCUGUCUCAGGUGCCUAUCUCUAAGUCUAAACAUUUGAUCCACAUGGGCUGGAUAAAGGAGGGUUUGUGCUCCUGUGAGAUGUGGCACUUUAGAGUCUCCAUUCUGCCUUACGAUACCAUUUAUAAUAGAAGGUAAUACUAGCAUCGACAACAGUAAUGUUUUCCUCUUACUAUUCCUUUUUACACACUGAACGAUCACAGAGAUUGCUUUUUUUUUCCUCCAAAUAGAAGCACAUUCUGAUACUAGUGAACACUAAAAAGCAUGCUUACAGUAAACCACCACGACCACAUGCAGCUCCAUACUGCUUCUUAAAGCGUUUUACAUCACUUUUUAUAAAAUCCUGCUUUCUACUACUACCGUACAGUUUGUAGUAUUUAUUAAGGUUCAAUCAGCUGUCAAUGAAACCCCUCUUUGGCAAACCGUGAUUCUAGUGAUUUCUUUUUUAUGUUUUAGCUGCUUCUACCUGGCUUUACAUUAAUGAAUCCAUUUUGAGAGAAUGUUAAAGAAUAACAGUUAUAGUUUUUAGCCUGAGAAUAUCUUUGAGGUGUUUAGGAUGUGAUAUGUAUUGCAUAUCAGUGUUGAGGUGUGUAUGUGGGGGGAAGGGAGGGAAGGGAAGGGAAGGGAGGGGAUUGAUUUGCUGAUGCAUGUGGAUAACAUAUAGAUCUAAGUGUUACUUCCUCAUUUGUGCCAAUGUUAUCCACAGACCCUGAGCUGUGAACUGAAAACUAGUCAAUGUGACAAAAAAAACAAAAACAAACACAAAACAUUUUAUCUCACUUUACUCAAGUGCCAGCCUUUUCCAUCAAUUAAGAUCACAUCAGAGUCUGAUUUCACACCUGUUGUCACAUAGGUGGACCACUUAUAUCUGAAGAUGGGUUUUGUGUAUCCCGAAAUGUUAAAUUGACAGUGCUUAUCAGACAGAAGUUGCUGUUUCAGUCAGUGGACAUUAAAUUUUCAUGUGUCCCCAGAUAAAGAUGAUGGACUGACAGUUUGUAUUCAGAGGAAUCGUUCGACAUUUUGGGAAUCAUUGCCUUUCUGGCUGUUAGAUAAGAAGAUCCAUACCACACUCAUAUCUGUCUGUUAAAUAUUAGGCUUCACGUAUAUCAACAGAUGUUACCUUUUACAAGGAAUACGAAGUGAAAUGUCGCCAUGGAUUCCGCGAGUUAUGCUGUGAACUAAAGCCUGAGCAUCGUUUUUGGCCUACAUUUGUAAACACUUUGGAAAACUAAAUACGCAGAAUCUGCUAUUGUCAGUUUCCGUUUGCAGUUUACCUGUGCACGUGGAGACAACUAUCACUGGAUUACUCUGAUGCUGAAGGGAGCUUAAAAUGUAAUAAUUCUCAGUUAAGUUCUGAAGUGUCUUUCCUUUCGAAGCGUGUUAAUGGAAAUUUAUUUGGGAUAGACGUCUGAGAUAACAGCAUCCACGUCAACUGUAAGUCAACCGUAACUAUAAGCGACCUAAAAAUACAAAAAGUAGCGUGGUCUUAGCAGGAGCAGGAGUCUCCGUGGCUGGCUCGCAACUGCUCCAGCAUACAACUGUCCUCCAAUCAUUUUUUUUAAGUUUAAAAAUAUAUUACAUAUUUAAAAAAAUAGGCAUAGCUUAAUAUUAAUUAAUUUUAUUAAUUAGUGACACAUUUAUAUGCAUGUAGCCGGACUUUGUUGUUGCUAGAAAGAGCUAGGCUAACCCAAGUUUCCAGUCUUUGUUAGCUAGCUGUUGCUAGCCAGCAGCAUGUUUAACAUACGAGUCAUCUCUUCUCCGCCAGAAAGCAAAUAAGCUGUUCCCUACAGUGUCAAACUAUUCCUCUAAAUCCACCCUGUUUUCACUUUCAUGUUCCAUCAUGAACUGUGUGAAAUUAAAAAAUAUAUAUAUACGCCAUAGCCCUUACCAGGUGAAAAAGGGGAUUGUCUGUAUUACUGACAGUGCUAUUCAGUAGGCAGCCAUUUCUUCGUUGUGUGUGUAAUUCAGCAGUAUUAGCAGCUGGAACCUGGAAUAGUAAGUUAACACUUCUACGUGCCUGUGCAGUUCACACAUCCAAGUAGUGCAGUAGACUCAUUAAACAAAAAAAAAAAAAAAAAAAA